AUGAGUUUGAUGGCGUUUAUCAAGUUUGGUUACGCCUUAGUGGUGGUGUCGUUGCUGCUUAUGAUAUGGGCUUCAUUAUCCAGAGCUUUAGAGCUUCACGUGGACAGCGGUCGUCCACCAUGCCUGUUCCAAGCGCUCUGCACAUGUUCAAAGCCUGCCGGAGACCUGGGCAUAGUUACCUGCAGCUAUGUGCCAAUUCUACGAGUCCCUGCGACCAUCAACAGCUCGAAAGUCUUUAUGCUGCAACUGACAGGAAACAAAAUCAGAGAUCUAGAACCACAGUUUUUCCAAGCCACAGGCUUGUACAGGCUCGCAAUCAACGAGAACCCGCUUGAGAGCAUCCACGAAGAGGCGUUCUAUGGACUCGACAACACGCUUUGGGAGUUAGAACUUAGACGAGACAAAUUGACGGCCGUACCAAGCAGGUCUCUCAGAUACUUACAGAAGCUCAGACUAUUGGAUUUGACAGGUAAUGAAAUAACAGACAUAUCGGGUGACAACUGGCGUGGUCUAGAACACACGCUACAGACGUUGAUAUUAAGUGAGAACUCGAUUGCUAACCUACCUCUCGAUGCAUUCUCGAGUCUGCCAAUGUUGGAGACUCUCGACUUACAAGGAAACCACCUGUCUGUGAUCGAUAAUGGAGUGUUCCGAGAUGGGAUGAUGAGACUAAACAGACUUUUACUCGGAGACAACCAACUGGCUUAUAUACCUUACGAUGAGAUAUCACCACUUCGACAGCUAAGGUUCUUGGAUCUGUCCAACAACCUGAUCAAGCAAGUUCCACCAGCGCAUGAAUUGAACGGCAUCAGAUUAUCACUGGAUUCUUUAAAGUUAGACAACAACCUUAUCAGAGAUUUGUUACCUGGAUCCUUCAAGUACUUUAACAUACUGAAUUCUACUUCAUUGGAUGGGAAUCCUAUCUUCACGAUUAGAGAAGAUGCGUUUAGAAAUGCCAAAAUAAAGACUCUGUCACUUCGUGACUGUGAGCUAAUAGAUGUAUCACCAGCGUCUUUUGCCGGAUUGGAGAAUAGUUUACAGAGCUUGGAUCUGUCGGAGAACAAUCUGACUAUGGUUUCAAAGUUUAUGCUUAAUAAAUUAGAUUCGCUGAGGUUUUUAAAUCUCAAAGAGAAUAAAGUCGAUGUAAACGUAUUAACAUCAAGCUCCCCAUCUGAGUAUGCGAUGGCAUCAAUUAGUACGUUCCAAUACAAAUUGUUUUACUUGGAUAUCAGUGGAGCCAGUUCUAUUGAAGCCAAUUUGCAAGACUUUAGAAGAAUGAGAUCUCUUCGAUUUCUAUCAGUUAGCAAACUUCUACGUCAAACGAUUCGUAACGAGGAUUUUCUGGAAUUUGGAAUGGAAUUGGAAGACCUGAAGAUAUUUGGCAGUACAGUCACCAGAAUCGAAUCCAGCGCAUUCCAACACGUCAGGAGUAUAAAAACGCUUGAUUUGUCAGAAAAUAAUAUUGAGUUUAUUGAUCCGUUUGCUUUUGCUGAGCUACACAGUCUAACAACUUUGAAAAUAGCCAACGGCCUUGCAGAUACCGUAAAGAUUCUUCCGUUUGAACCAUUGAAGGCCUUAAUAGAAGUUCAAUAUUUAGAUUUUAGUAACAACAAGCUGAAGAAUGUUCCAGAUACAUCGUUCCACUUUCUGUAUAGACUAAAAAGAUUGAAUUUACAAGAUAAUUAUAUUGACCACUUUUCUAAAGGGACUUUACAGGUUGAAAAUCAUGACCAACUGGAAAGCAUUUGCUUGUCAUUAAACCAGUUAACACAAAUAGUACAACACACGUUCGUUAACUUAAAGGAACUGCAAGAAGUUCUUAUAGAAGACAAUCUCAUUGAAAUUAUACAUAGAAGGGCUUUUGCUAGUCUGGAUAAUCUGAAGGUCAUCAAGUUAAAAGGCAACAGGAUUAGAGAAAUUAGUGAAGAAGCAUUUCAGAAUAUUCCAGCACUUACUGAGUUGGAUAUAUCCUUUAACGCACUGGAGACCUUCAAGUUCUCAAUAUUUGAUCAAGUCGGAUCAGCAACCGCUUUAAAGGUCAAUGCUUCGUACAACGGGAUCAUUACAUUGACUGACUCGAACGCUCCAAGUUUCUUCACAUCAAAUUUCUACCCACCACCGAAAGCUCAGAGUCUAGGGACAGUAUCUGUAAAUAUAAGAGUGUUGGACUUCUCUCACAAUAAUCUUACAUACAUUGCACCAUAUUACUUCAGACACUCGGAUCUGACUCUCACAGAGCUACAUCUCUCUCAUAACUAUCUGAGGAAUAUAACUCGGGAAGUUUUUGGCAAUAUGCAUAUGCUGCAAUAUUUGGAUCUAUCUCACAAUAAGAUACUCCACAUGGAAUACGACUGCUUCAAUAGAGUCAAGAAUUUGCAGAUAAUAAAUCUUUCAAACAAUCAUUUAACCGACUUACCAGUGGGAAUAUUCCGCGAUAUGGCAUCACUUACUUCAGUUGAUUUAUCGAAUAACAGGAUCAAGAAUUUAGUGGAUAAUCUAAUCCCCUCACCGGCUUUAGAAAGAUUAGAUCUAUCUGACAAUGGUUUAUCGAGAAUACCAACCAACUGCCUGUCGACUGCAGCUUCAGCCAACCUCGUUGAACUUGAUUUGAGUGGAAACACGAUUCCAGCAGUGGCUUUGGGUGACCUGGUUCAAAGAUACAGGAACCCCGAUCAGUUGGGCGAGUAUUGGCCCGAGGAACCUGACUACAGUGACGAGUAUAUGUACCACACGGCUAGGCGAGACCACACCAGAGUGUACCACCAAAAAAAACAGUACCCGCAGAAUAUUUUGUACAAGUCUUUAGCGUGGUUGGAUUUAUCAAACAACCAUCUGGUACGUAUAGAGGGUGGAUCUUUUGCUGCUUUACCGAAACUUCGCUGGUUGGAUCUCAGUAACAACUCACCUUUUAACACUGGUGAAAGAGGGACGACAAUAUUCAAAGGACUAGAGAGAAGGUUGUCGCAUUUAGGACUGAAAAAUGUCAGCCUGGUUUCUGUGCCUUCAAUGAGUUUAUUAAAACUAAAGAGUCUUGAUUUGUCUUACAACAAUCUACCAUCAGUGCCUCCUGAGACGACAGCGAAUCUGACACGGCUAAGACAUUUGGAUCUUUCAUAUAAUGAUCUUACUCUUGUACCUGUGGCAACCCAUUCCUUGAGCGAACUCAGAUGGUUGUCGUUAUCCGGCAAUCCUAUUACCGCUUUAAUGAAUACAAGUUUGUAUGGAGUAUCACCUCGUCUUGAAUACCUCGAUAUAACCCGACUGAGACUCAGAGCUCUUGAGCACGGAGUUAUUAGCAAGAUGUAUGGCUUGAGAACACUUAAAAUCACAGCUUACACGAACGUUAGAGAUUUCAACGUACCCAAGCUCCUAACAUACAAUGCUGGCCUGGAGAAUUUGCUUAUUGACAUCGAGGAGUUUAUGAACGAAUUUGGAAGGGAAAUGUAUGGGGUGAUGCCGAGCAAGCUAAAUAAUAUCACGAUAACUGGACGACCUUUGAAAUAUCUUUCACAAUACUUGUUGAGUGGUGUACAAUCAAAGGUGUGUCGCCUAACUGUAUUUAAUACAAGCAUCGAUGAAUUGGCGCCAGAAGUAUUUUACAAAGCGGGACGCGUCAAAAACCUAACGUUAGACCUGCGACACAAUUACCUCAUGAGUGUGCCCAACCCAUCUCAAAGAGCCUGGCCAGGUGUUCCUAACACAGUAUUUUUACAGGAUAUACUAGUUGCAGGCAAUCCAUUGGGUUGUGAUUGUGGAAUUGGAUGGAUAAAAGCAUGGGACCGCAAGAGAAGACAGUAUUUAUGUGAUGGUCCUUCCAACUGUUUAGCGACCCGUGAUGACGUCAGGUUCGCUACGUGUCCAACGUACUACAACAGAACUUUUGUUGAUGUACUUUUAAAAGAUCUUGAUUGCGAAUGGAACAAAGGAUUUCUUGGAUCUGCGAAUUUCUAUAUAGUCUUAGGAAUGUCAAUGUUAACAUGUCUAUAUAUAUGA
Molecule: messenger RNA, 3993 nt
Organism: Arctia plantaginis
Lineage: Eukaryota; Metazoa; Arthropoda; Insecta; Lepidoptera; Erebidae
Source: the annotation of a GenBank genome assembly